Molecule: messenger RNA, 3237 nt
Organism: Sciurus carolinensis (gray squirrel)
Lineage: Eukaryota; Metazoa; Chordata; Mammalia; Rodentia; Sciuridae
Gene: Slc30a2
Product: solute carrier family 30 member 2
Exons: 8
Coding region: 886-2022 (378 amino acids)
Biological process (GO): response to zinc ion; zinc ion transmembrane transport
Cellular component (GO): plasma membrane
Molecular function (GO): zinc ion transmembrane transporter activity
Source: RefSeq, a predicted model, not a curated record
UGUUAAUGAACGCGACACUACACAUCUGUGAUGCCCAAGCACGAAUUCUGUAGGGUUGGUGGUAAAGCCCUUCACUUCGGAUUCUAAUCAGGGCGGGUAAAGAGAAGAUGCACUAAGUCGGACGCGACGGUGCAUGCCUGUAAUUUCAGACUCGAGAGCCCGAGGCAGGAGGAUUGCAAGUUCAAGUCCAACCUCAGCAAUUUAGCAUCAUGCUCCGCCCUCAGGAUUAGCCUCCACCCGAGUUGGAGGGGAAGAACGCACGACGACUUCAGAAGUCACCCCCCCAGGAGGGGUAAAAAUGAUCAAGCCCAGAGCAGUCUCCAGUCUGAGUCGGGGGAGAAACGACCGUAGCCCCCGGAGUACCUAUUCCGAAGCGUUGAGCCACAUUCCUGCUCUCAAAGUGGAUUUCUAGAAACAAAGACCCCAUAACUUUUCCGUGGGGCGGAAGAAGGCGCGCAACUGUCACCUAGUCCUAAGCAACACCAAGCAACCGCGCCGCGCUAAGCCGGCUAGGCUUUUUGGUCUCAGGCAAGGCAGCUCCUGGGGGCUCAGGGGCGCUGGGAACCGGUGCGCCCGACAGCGCCGGGACGCCCUUUGCAGCCGGCCCCUCCCCCUCCCCGCCGGUUUUGCACACGACGCUCGGCGGGCUGCUUCACACGGGGUGGCAAGAGACCGGGAUAAAGCCGGCGGGCGGGCGCGGAGCGCAGCGGCUGGCUCGGAGACGUGGAGAGCUGGCGCCCUGGGCGAGAGCGGCCGCUGCAGGGGACGGCGGGCGCGGCGGCAGGGACCUCGUGACAGGUGGCAGGGUGCGGUGCGGCCGAGACCUCCGCGCACAACUUCUAGAGCUCACGGCUUCAGGACCCAGUUCGGGGCGCGCGGGUUCCCAUGGAGGCCAUGGAGAAGCAGCACCUGUUGGACUGCAAGCGCGAAGUCCGGUCAUACUUAGGAUCUCUGUGGCAGGAUGGGACUGGCUGGAUCUCUCUCCCCCAGCCUGGGCUGAACUUGCAGGCUGUUGAGCUGGUCACCAGGAGCAACCAUUACUGCCAUGCCCAGAAGGAUCCUGACCUUCACUGUGACCCCAAGAAGGAGCGGGCCCGGCGCCAACUCUAUGUGGCCUCUGCCAUCUGCCUGGUGUUCAUGAUCGGAGAAAUCAUCGGUGGGUACCUGGCGCACAGCCUAGCCAUCAUGACAGAUGCAGCCCACCUGCUCACUGACUUUGCCAGCAUGCUCAUCAGUCUCUUUUCCCUCUGGAUGUCCUCCCGACCAGCCACCAAGACCAUGAACUUCGGCUGGCAACGAGCUGAGAUCCUGGGAGCCCUGCUGUCUGUGCUGUCCAUCUGGGUCGUGACGGGGGUGCUGGUGUACCUGGCUGCGGAGCGACUGGUCUCUGGGGACUACGAGAUCGAAGGGGGGACCAUGCUGAUCACGUCAGGUUGUGCUGUGGCCGUGAACAUCAUAAUGGGGUUGACACUUCACCAAUCUGGCUAUGGGCACAGUCACAGCCAUGGACACAGCCAUGACGACGCCAACCAGCAGCAAGAGAACCCCAGUGUCCGAGCCGCCUUCAUCCACGUGAUUGGGGACUUUUUGCAGAGCUUGGGUGUCCUGGUGGCAGCCUAUAUUUUAUACUUCAAGCCAGAGUACAAGUAUGUGGACCCCAUCUGCACCUUCCUCUUCUCCCUCCUGGUGCUGGGAACCACCUUGACCAUCCUGAGGGAUGUGAUCCUGGUGCUGAUGGAAGGGACGCCCAAGGGCGUGGACUUCACAGCUGUUCGGGACCUGCUGCUGUCCGUGGAGGGGGUAGAAGCCUUGCACAGCCUGCAUAUCUGGGCGCUGACUGUGACCCAGCCCGUGUUGUCUGUCCACAUUGCCAUUGCUCAGAACGCAGACGCCCAGGCUGUUCUGAAGGCGGCCAGCACCUGCCUCCAGGGGAAGUUCUACUUCCACACCAUGACCAUCCAGAUCGAGGAAUACUCUGAGGACAUGAAGGACUGUCAGGCGUGCCAAGGCCCCUCAGACUGACUGCCUAGCCAGGCACCAACGGAGCCAUGGCCAGGACCUGCAGGCGGCUGGACUGAGCGUCCCGCAGGCUCCACCAGGACUCUGCCUACCCCGCUGUGUUAUGCAGUAGGUUUGUAACACCUCUUUCUGCUCCUGGAGCCCUGCCUACUCCAGGGGUGGGCCUCUUCCUGGCCGCCCCUGUUUGACAACAGCAAGCCCGAGGGUGGGGACUCAGCAGGUGUAAAGCCAGUGUGACCCAACUCCUGCCCCCCCUGGGUCGGCUCCCGAGAGGCGCUAAGGCACAGCCUGGGACAGCAAAGGGGAGACUGGCCUCAAGGGGCCCUCAGUGACCUGCAUCUCCCACCUGCGUGAUUGACCUUUGCCUGUGAAUCUAUAAGAAGCCCUGGAACAGCGCCUCUACCUCUGCCAUCACAGUAUGGUUUAAGGCCAGGGGCAUGGGGGAGUUGUGAGGACUCCCUACACCCCUAAGAGUUCCCUGAGAGGGGAAGCCAGGGGCCACCUGAGGCCUGUCUGGGCCUUAGUCACUUGUGCUAUGGGCCAGUGUUUCCCUUCCUGGAGGGGCAGACUUCUUACUAGGUAAGAACCUGAUGGUUUUCUCUUUCCUUAUUUCCUAACCUGGGAAGCUGUGCCAACACAGAGAAGGCCUUGCCACAGGUGGGGGCGGGCCCUCACCUCCCCAGGGCCACUUCCCUGCCCUGAUAAGCAGGCUGUGCAAGGAUUGCCAACCCUGAGGUCAGAUUGAGCCAUCUCUGCUGCCCACAUGGCAUAGCCCAGGGGCCUGGCUUCCUGGGAUGUGUUGGCUUAUGUUUACAAGAUGUGAGAGGGAGACCCGUCCCCUCUCACAGAGUCCACACACUAGGGAACCUCAGGAUCUAAUGUCUACAGCUGCCAUGAUGAGUAGGUGACCUUGGCCAGUGGGCCUCUCAGUGCCUCUUAUCUGGGGACCAAGAAUGUAACACCCACCUCACAGGGGCUUGUUGUGAGGACAGCGUAGGCUGCCAAGCACCAGUGGUUGCUGGAGAGUGGUUCCUUUCAUCGUCCUGGAAAGAGGGGACUUGCUGCUGAGGUUGCCUGUGAGAAGCCACCUGGGCUUCCAGUCUCCCUGGGGGCAGCACGGAGCUCAGCUGUCCUGGCCAGGGGUGGGAGGAGGGGCUGGCCAAUUGCUUGUCCCUCUGAGCCUCUCCCCAUUAAUAAAAUGACUUCUUUGCACCUGCG